Molecule: messenger RNA, 1309 nt
Organism: Colletotrichum acutatum
Lineage: Eukaryota; Fungi; Ascomycota; Sordariomycetes; Glomerellales; Glomerellaceae
Exons: 1
Coding region: 15-908 (297 amino acids)
Source: RefSeq, a predicted model, not a curated record
AGAAAAUCGAAACAAUGUGUUAUGGUUGCCGCAGACUCGGCUUCGCGGAACCCUCGCCCCCGCCUGACCCAGUGCACGACCGGGAGGACGAGGAGCCGCUGCCGCAGCCAAUAGACUUUGACAGGCCGGCGCCUCGAAAGAAGCUCCAACCGAACCCCAAGACCAUCGUCCACUCCGCGCCUAGCCAUGAUGGCAUUCCGGCCUUCGUGGCAUACUCAGUCCCCGCAGACACUCCGGAGGAUGCCGACCUGACGCCCUUGCGCCCACCGUACGCCUACGUCUUUUACGACACUUCCCCUGGCGCGCUUAUUCCGGGACGCGCCGAGGACCUGGCCCGCUCCAUAUUCGACGGCACCGAGGACGACCGCAGCUCUUGCGGGCUGCCGGACAGAGUCGAGGUCUUUGCUAUGCCUCUUCCACCUCUGCCCGAGACUGGGAGCCCGUAUUCUGCCGAGGACGUGGGGCUUGACCUCGUCCUUUCACGAGAGAGUCCCUGGUAUGCACGUCUCGCCGCACGCGUGUCGCGAGACCCCCAGGACGCACACUGCCUCCAGCACGCCGCCGCUUGCAUAAAUCAUCAUGAGCGGGAAGUCCAGAAUCGCCUGGCCAUUGCGGACAGGGCGGAGGCGGUUUCGUGGUACCUCCCAGAAGGUUUGAGCGACGCCGAGUUCACCCGUCACAUUGUGGUUGUCGAUAGGCUUGAGGAUAAACCCAAGAACCCGCCCGGGCCCACCCGUUGGCAGGAGACGCUCGCCUGGACACACUCUCUUCCAAGCGAGCAAAGAAACCCGGAUAAAAACAGGGCAGAGAGGGCUGAAAGCAGCCCGUACGGAAGAGGGUUGCUGGUCGACUGGCGGCCCCGCCAUCAGAACGAGGAUGACGAGGACAAUGAAGCACAUCGCGUUUGAAAUGCUGGGGAAGUCAGUGUUGAUUUCCUCCCGAUACGGAGUUAGAACCCUCUAUGAGCAUUUCCUUCCCGACGGCGUAUUCGAUUUUGAAAGAGAGAAGGCUCGUGAACGAGGAGCAGACGAUAGGGUGGACUUGCCGAUGUAGAAUAGACCCUUUCCUCGCCUUUAUUAGUCGGGCAGAGUCGCCAGCCUACACCUCUCUGAUGUUGUAAGAGGUGGCCACGCUUCUUCACACUAGACUAGUCGGGAAGAUUAUGGAAUUUUGAGGAAAGAGACAUGCUUUGGGUGGUUACUGAACCUAGUUCUGCAGGCACCUCACGUGCCGAAGAAGUUGACCCUCGAUUAGUCGAAAGCGCGUCAAAUGAAGACUUCAUACUCAUGAUUGUAUACAUAUUUGCCUA